Stegastes partitus (bicolor damselfish) is the source of this 1281-nucleotide messenger RNA. RefSeq names its product probable G-protein coupled receptor. Gene Ontology annotation, biological process: G protein-coupled receptor signaling pathway. The transcript has a single exon. The record is from RefSeq and is a predicted model, not a curated record. Bases 1 to 1281 code for a protein of 426 amino acids. Gene Ontology annotation, cellular component: plasma membrane; signaling receptor complex; endosome. Gene Ontology annotation, molecular function: G protein-coupled receptor activity. Lineage: Eukaryota; Metazoa; Chordata; Actinopteri; Pomacentridae.
AUGGAGGAAAACAGUACAUUUCUGACUGCUGAGUACAAUGACAGCACCACUGUUUGGGCACCGAUGCCCUCUGCUCCCAGCAGACAGCUGGGCACGCUCCCUAACCCACAGACUCGCUUCAAGGACCUGACAGGGAUAUUUUUCAUGGUGACCCUGAAUGUUCUGGCACUUCUGGCCAACACUGCUGUUCUGGUGGUUGUUAUAAAAGCCCCUCAUCUCAGGAAAUUCGCCUUUGUUUGCCACCUUUGCGCAGUGGACCUGCUGUGUGCCAUCCUGCUCAUGCCUCUGGGCAUCGUGUCCAGCUCUCCGUACUUCGCCGGAGUCGUGUUCACUGUGCUGGAGUGCCAGGUCUACAUCUUCCUCAACGUAAUCCUCAUCGCUGCCUCUAUCUUCACCAUCACAGCCAUCAGCGUGGAGCGGUAUUACUACAUUGUUCACCCCAUGCGCUAUGAGGUCAAGAUGACUCUGAAGCUGACUGCAGCGGUGAUGGUGAUGGUGUGGGUGGCGUCUGCCGUGCUGGGGUUGUCCACUGUGUUCGGAUGGCCGUCUUAUGGCAGCCUGAGCUCCAUCAGUGCCGCACACUGCUCGCUGCACUGGAGCCACAGUGACCACAGGCGUAUCUUCUCGGUGCUCUUCAGCGUCACCUGCUUCUGUCUGCCUGCUGUGGUGAUUUUUGCCGUCUACUGCAAUGUGUACAAGGUGGCCCGCGUGGCUGCCCGGCAGCACGGACCUCUGCCGUCCUGGACCAACAGUCAGCUGAAACAUCGGUCCGACUCCAUAAACAGCCAGACUACCAUCAUCACAACUCGUAACGCACCUCGCAGGAUUGUGCGUGACCGGCCUUUUGGAGGUGGUAAAGCUGCUCUCACUCUGGUGGUUAUCGUUGGCCAGUUUCUCGUCUGCUGGCUGCCUUACUUUGCCUUCCACCUCCAUUUGACAGUAGAUGUAACAGGCCAGAUCCCUGAUGACCUGGGGGAGGCGGUCACCUGGCUGGCAUACUCCUCCUUCGCUAUGAACCCAUUUUUCUAUGGGCUUCUGAACCGGCAGAUCAGGGAGGAGCUGUGUAAGCUGAGACGCUGCUACUCAGCUCGACCGAUGGAGCUGGCCGUCUCCAGCCACGAGGGCUCAGGCCACGAGAACUUCAUGCAGUUUCUCCACAGGACCAGCUGCACUUUAGAGACACGUGCAAGCUUUGCUGCAUCCAGUCCGAGAAGCACUUUGGAUCAAAGUGGGCAGCCUGGUUUCAGGAUACCGGGACAGAUCCCAGAAGAGUUCACUUAG